Harpegnathos saltator (Jerdon's jumping ant) is the source of this 1308-nucleotide messenger RNA. RefSeq lists its product as uncharacterized. The coding region runs from base 57 to 998 and encodes 313 amino acids. The transcript is spliced from 4 exons. The record is from RefSeq and is a predicted model, not a curated record. NCBI's taxonomy places the organism in Eukaryota, Metazoa, Arthropoda, Insecta, Hymenoptera, Formicidae.
AUCGAGAUAAUAUAUAUCAUUCAUCUUUACGUAGGACCGAGUGUAUUUUUGUAAUUAUGGAAAACAUAAUUAAUAACGACGAAGGUAUUAAAAAAGAGCAACUACGAUGUUUCGUUUGUGACAUCAAUGUUCAGGGACGCUAUUACUACCUGGCUACAUGCAGAACACAAAGUUCGCGAUCAAAAGUGAUCGAGAUACUCGGGGAGUUAGUCGGCGAAAGAUAUAUGGUCGUGAUAUCUGAAGACGACGUGAUCUGCCGUAGUUGCGCCAGUCAUAUAAAUACUCUCGACAGGCUAGAGAUGGAAAUGCGCAACGUUCGGAAUCAUGUUUUACGAUUUCUAGAGCGAAAAUAUUGCUUGGAAGAAGGUGAACUUUUAGGCAAUAGUGAUAGACCCAAACCGAGUCAUCCACCACAAAUCACAAAGUGCAACACCACAGAGAUUAUUGAUAGCUGCAUCAAACGCAACAACGUUGACUCUGAGAUAUAUUUAUACAACAGGAAUCAGGAGAAAGAACAACAGCAGUUGAAGCAGUCUCAUGCGCGACUGCAAUGUGAUAAAUGUAAAUAUACUACGAAUCUCAACUCGUUUAUGAUGCAUCAUAUAAGGGACUAUAUGAAACAAAAGAUAUUCUGUAAUAAAUGUGGAUUAUGUGCUUCUGAAAGUAAGGAGGAAAUAUUGCCCAAUUCUAAGACAAUUGUAGAGCAGUUGGGAGGCAAUUGUGAGAAAGAUCAUUCUCAAAUUACCAGUGACAAUUUCAUAGACUUGUCACUUUUUCACAAGAUGACACAACUUUUACCAGUUCAAGCAACACAGAAUACUCAAUUACCACUGAUAAAUGCAUCAAAUUAUGAAUAUAUUUCCAGUAUAUUAUUACCAGAAGGUAAUCUUCCUUCAUCCUCUCAGCAACAGACUCUCUUUCUUCAUGCAAUGGAAAUGGACAAUGUCGAAAUGGACAUUUCGAAUGAAAAAAUAACGAGGAUAUCAGAGAAAGCGUAAAGAAAAGAAAGCAGAGAACAAUUGGAUAAUAUUUCAAUAAUUCAAGUUGUAAACAUUGCAAACAUUUAUUCACGUUUUUGUAUUUCAUGUUACGAUUGCGUACGACUAACGUCGCGAUACUAUGUAAAAGAUUGUCAACGUGUUGGCUCAUCAUGUAAAAUAAUUGCCAUUAUAAUAGCGGUAGAUUUUUAUUUUUUCAUGAAAGGUCGAUAGUAUAUAUAUUCGAUUAUCGAUAAUUCGACUGUCGAUGUGCAUUCUCUUAAAAAAUUGCUUAUCUGCGAAAGAGGGCGGGUAUAUUCUCACUGGCUUG